CGGGGCCGGCCCGCUCCGCGUCACUUCCCCGGCACGGGCGGGAAGCGCAGCCUGGGCUCCUCCCGGGCGGCGGGGCCGCCGCGCUCCCGCCCCUCCGCCCCGGGGGUCCCCUCGGCGCUGGGCAGCCCGCCCGGCUCGAUGGAGGGGCGGCCGGCGGCGAAGCGCUCUGCGCGGUUCCACCCGGCUGCAGAAAACAUGGAGCAGCCCACAUGAAGGAGCGUGUGGAGUUUAUAUUCCUGCAAGAUGUUCCUUGGAGGACCAAGGCCAGUUUUCCAGGCCCGUGGGAGAUGAAGCAUUGACCACAUGACAUUUUUAUUUCAACAAGUGCUGUGUCAGUGUUGCUUUGUGUGAAGGACAAAGAUUUAUUUCUUCACCUCGCCAUGUCGGCCGUGACGAGUGCCCUGACCCCAGAGGCCCCGAGCCCUCCCCAGCUGGAGGAGAAGCCAAAGGGAAAAUCCCUGUUCCAGCUGGGCUCACUCUUUGCUAACAGGAGUGAGAAAUUUGUGAUUGCUCGCAGUGACAGCUUGCCAGAGGAGAAUGUCCUGAAAAUCACAAUCACAGAGACCACGGUCAUCGAGUCCGACCUGGGCAUCUGGAAUUCCCACGCCCUCAUCUACCUCACUUUGUGGUUUUUCUUCAGCUUUUGCACUCUGUUCCUUAACAAAUACAUUCUGUCCUUGCUGGAGGGAGAGCCCAGCAUGCUUGGUGCUGUUCAGAUGCUUUCCACCACCUUCAUUGGCUGCAUCAAGAUGUUUGUCCCGUGCUGCCUGUACCAGCACAAAACCCGCAUCUCCUACCCCCCCAACUUCAUCAUGAUCAUGCUCUUUGUUGGAUUGAUGAGAUUUGCAACAGUGGUCCUGGGCCUGGUCAGCCUGAAGAAUGUGGCAGUUUCAUUUGCAGAAACUGUGAAAAGCUCUGCUCCUAUUUUCACUGUCAUCAUGUCCCGGAUGAUUUUGGGGGAAUACACUGGGUUGCUGGUGAAUCUCUCCCUGAUCCCUGUGAUGGGAGGGCUGGCUCUGUGCACAGCCACGGAAAUCAGCUUCAACAUCCUGGGCUUCUCUGCAGCUCUGUCCACCAACAUCAUGGACUGCUUGCAAAACGUCUUUUCCAAAAAACUUCUCAGUGGAGAUAAAUACAGAUUUUCAGCUCCAGAGCUUCAGUUCUACACAAGUGCUGCUGCUGUGGUUAUGCUUAUUCCAGCCUGGAUAUUUUUCAUGGACGUGCCUGUGAUUGGGAGAAGUGGCAGGAGCUUCAGCUACAACCAGGAUAUUGUGAUUCUCCUGCUGACGGACGGGCUCCUGUUCCACCUGCAGAGCGUCACCGCCUAUGCCCUGAUGGGGAAGAUUUCCCCCGUCACUUUCAGCGUUGCCAGCACUGUCAAACACGCCCUGUCCAUCUGGCUCAGCAUCAUCGUGUUUGGGAACAAGAUCACCAGCCUGUCAGCCGUGGGCACGGUCCUGGUCACCGUGGGGGUCCUGCUCUACAACAAGGCCAAGCAGCACCAGCAGGAGACCCUGCACAGCCUGGCCAUGGCCCCACAGCCCCCAGGGCCCUCCGAGGACACCGAGCCCCUGAUCCCCAAGGAUUUGGAACCCUAUGAUUAAUGGGGCCCUGCAGCCUCCCGGCCGAGCGCGGCUCCAAGGAGAUCCUCCUGGAUGGGGUUGUAUGAGUUCCUCAAAUCCUCCUGGAUGGGAUUGUAUGAGUUCCUCAAAUCCUCCUGGAUGUGAUUGUUCCUCUGAGUCCCUCAAACCCUCCUGGAUGUGAUUGUUCCUCUGAGUCCCUCAAACCCUCCUGGAUGUGAUUGUUCCUCUGAGUUCCUCAAACCCUCCUGGAUGUGGUUGUUCCUCUGAGUUCCUCAAACCCUCCUGGAUGUUGUUGUUCCUCUGAGUUCCUGGCAGGUCUUGCCCAGGAUUUGAAGCUGGAAGGAGCUGGGAAGGAUCCAGGAAAGCCUUGGCAAUCUGGUGCCCCAAAGAGAGGACCUGGAACGUGGUGAACGUGGGCUUUGUUGUCUCUCCUUGACUCCAAAUCACAUCCAAGCCUGUGCUGGUGGAAGAACUUCAGUGUCCUGUGGGAGAACAAUUCCUGUCUCCUUCCAAAUCCAAACAAUGUGAAAAUGGGGCCCCAGCACUGAAUUCUGCUGGCAGAGGGUUGGAAUUGGUGCCUCCUGGAAGUUUCUGCUUGUUGCUCUGCAAUUCCUGCCUCCUCCCUCAUUCCUGUGUGCUGGAGAGAUGGAACAGGUCCAAGGAGGGGAUUGUCCCACCCUGACCUCACCUCAAGCACUUGGGGGCUUUUUGGGCCCCCAAAACCUGCCAGAGCUCCAGGAGCAUUUGGACAGCACAAGGAGGGAUUUUGGGGUGGAUUUUGGUUUCUGUACAAGGCAGGAGUUGGACUGGAUGGUCCUUGUGGGUCCCCUCCCACUCAGGAUAUUCCAUAAUUCUAAGAGGGAUUGGAAUUCCCACCCUUCUCUCCCAAAAAAAAAAAGACAACAACAACAAAAAAACAACUUUAUAGGUUUGCUUGAAGCAAGCUAUGGGAAAUGAGCUGUGGUGAGCACCUGCUGCUGGCUACAAAUCCAGGAUUUGUAGUGGUUUAAAAUGUAAAAAUUGAAUGUGGAAAUAUUGCAUUCUGAUCAUUUAUUGGCAAAACUGAAAUGCAAAUAUUCACACACGUAGCCUGUGUAAAUGGAGUGUUGAAUUCAAUACUUGUAGUUGCUUAGAGGUAAAAAAAAAAAAACACUGAAAGUUGUGGUGACAAAGGAAGCAGGAUCUCUGCAUUUCUGUGAAAAACCAUUUUGUUGUUUUAAUUUCAUUUUAUUAUGCAUGAGGAAAGAAUUUGAUGGGGUUUUUUAUAUUAUUUCUAAGAGUGCAGCAAAAGGCUGCCUUUUAGAAUCUCAGGGUUAUGAGUCUGACCUGUGUGUAAAAUACCUAAUUUCUGAUGAUAUAAAGAAAUCUCAGAGGCAUCUGUGACAGAUGGGAGGAAUAUUAACCAUAAACUGAGGCAAAUCUUUAUUUCUGCUGCUUUUAAAUUUCCUUUUUUUUAAAAGGAAAUUUGUUUUUGUGGUAGAUCAAAGAUUAAAAGUUAACUUCCCUUUUCAAAAUUCUGAAGAACAGUCGGUUUCGACAAAAAAUAAAGCACAAAAAACAUUCACAUGGACUUUUUGGGAACAAAACUUGAGUUGAAAGGAGUGGGUUUUAAUAACUGCCACUCUUCUUCUGGAAGGUUGGAGCAUGGAUAUAAGGAAAAAAAAAAAAUGGUUAACAGGAAAUUACAAGUGGAAUUCUGUAAAAUUACAUUUCCACACCUCAGUGAUUACCUGGGGCAGAUUCCCCAAAGAUCUGAGGGAGAAAAAUGCCAAUUAUUUCAUCCUUGUGUAUGUGAUCUGUCUGUGGUAUUUUGUUUUCUUUUGUACUCCUGUCACUUUUAUAAAAGCUGUGGACCGUG
Vidua macroura (Pin-tailed whydah) is the source of this 3441-nucleotide messenger RNA. It is a transcript of the gene SLC35E2B, whose product is annotated as solute carrier family 35 member E2B. Lineage: Eukaryota; Metazoa; Chordata; Aves; Passeriformes; Viduidae. The record is from RefSeq and is a predicted model, not a curated record. The coding region runs from base 381 to 1604 and encodes 407 amino acids. The transcript has 9 exons. Gene Ontology annotation, cellular component: Golgi apparatus. Gene Ontology annotation, molecular function: antiporter activity.